AUGCUGCAUCGUCUGGCAAUCUCGCUUAUCUUUUUCGCGCUCAGCGCCUCUGCAGCUGAAGUAGCGGGUAUGUCUGAUCAGCCACUUGCAUUAAUUGGUUUUCAUGAGGGCGCCAGGCGUGUGGUCGAAUGCAAGAAUGGUUUCCUGACCGGAGUCGAAGUCGGCUAUAUUGAGGACUCUUGGUCAUUUGGGGAGCCUUUCAUUGGAUCGGUGCGUCUUAUCUGCAGCAACAAAACGCUAUCCAUAGAGUACUCGGGUGACACGGCCGAUACCUUUAUUUUUGGGCGAUUGGAGCUCAAGACUCAGCGGAAAGCGGAGUGCGAGGGAAGUCUGGGGGUGGCGGGGUUCAAGUGGCGGGCGGCCACCAUCAAGAACCCCGAGGGCGCGGAGGCGCGGCAGGCGGUGCUGGUGGUGAUGUGCAACCGCCCGGAUAAUGCGCCCUCGGAGGUGGUGAUUUCGCACUCCCCGGAGUCGGGCCGCAACGGCGCAUCUGACAAGCAGUUCAGCUGCAAGCAGACUGCCAAGUACGCGGGGCUGCCGGCGCCCAAGAUCUCCAAGGUGGUUAUGUGGUACAACCGAAAGUCGUUUGCGGGGCUGGAGCCCCUGGAGUGCGCGUGAGGAGGACAACCGGCCGGCCAACCCCUCCCCCCUAGGAAGGGGAGGGAGAGGGGGAGUGAUGUGACGAAUAGCGGGGGCCGUUUUAGGGUUGUUUUUUUGGGGGCCGGGUCGUAGGGUAGAGAGGUAGAAAAGGCGCUGAUGGCUGCUUGUCGUGAUUCAGUUUCAGUAGGUGGAGAUGGGUUCAGGUUGGGAGAGGGGAGGUGUUGGGAGGAGAGGUGUGUGUGUAGGAAGGCGGCGUGGCAAGGACGGGGGUGGACGCACGGUUUUAUUUUGGGGGAAAAGUGAGUCCAGGGAAGGGAGGGAGAAGUGUCGGGCGGACUGCUGCUGAGGUCCCAUGCAUGGGGGCUGAAAAGGGGAAGCUGGGAGUGGGGGUGUGAUUGCUUCAUUCAUUGGCAUUCAAUGACUCCUACCGUAGUGAUUAUCAUAUUACACUGGAGAGGGGGCUAAAGGACGGAGGAGUGAGCCGACUGUUAUGUUGGUGGGGGUUUUGGAGAGAAUGCUUUUGACGCCGCUAUAUUAUUUAUUCCGAUAACUAAGUAGAUGGAUGGAUGGGUCGUGAAAUAGAAAUAAACUGUAUGAGUGCGUGCGUGCGUAUAUAUAUCACUGUUGGGUGUUGGGAAAUGUGACCGAACUAUGUCGUACUGCUGUUGGCGGUAAUGGUAAUGAUUUGGGCUCUUAACCAGUAUGUGGCAUGUGGCGCACCACCCUGCGAGUGCUAGCUUCAUGCGCACAGCGAGGUUUUGUCCGUAUACACGUGGCAUACGUUCUCGUUAGCUCAAGUGGUGCACGCGGUCGAGAACCUGCCGAACGGAAAGCAGGGUUGGCAGGGAAAGGGUGCCUGCGGAAUGCUACACGUCCGCAAGCGGACUCCAACUCCCCCCCAUGCUGACAGAACGGAACGCAGACCGGAGG
Molecule: messenger RNA, 1530 nt
Organism: Volvox carteri f. nagariensis
Lineage: Eukaryota; Viridiplantae; Chlorophyta; Chlorophyceae; Chlamydomonadales; Volvocaceae
Exons: 5
Coding region: 1-618 (205 amino acids)
Source: RefSeq, a predicted model, not a curated record